GAGAGUCCCCUCCCUUCACUCUCUAAAAUCUGUCUCCCUGCGUUCUGUCCUCUCCGCAGCAUUCACUAGCAUUCUCAGUCAGUCAGAAGAAUUCCAACACUCUCCCUUCUGCCUGCUAGUCUAAGUGCAGGCUGGCAUCAUGAAGAUGCUGCAGGGAGAUUUGCCACUCACCCUCCUGCAGAUUGUACUACUGGUUGGUGGUGGAUUUACUCAACAACAGGGCCAGGUCCCCGACAAGAAACCACCACAACCUGGUACAGGAGAGAAAGGGACACAGAUCAUCAUCCCUGGACCAGAGAGAACGAACUCUUUCCAAGAUUGUCCUGUGGAUAUCUUCUUUGUAUUGGAUACAUCAGAAAGUGUUGCCCUGCGUGUGAAACCUUUCAAGACGCUGGUCAAUCAAGUGAAGGACUUUACUAAUAGGUUUAUAGAUAAACUCACUUCCAGGUAUUAUCGUUGUGACCGUAACCUUGUGUGGAAUGCUGGAGCUUUGCACUACAGUGAUGAAGUAAUCCUUAUUCGUGGUUUGACACCACUGCCCAACGAGAAAGAUGCCUUGAAAGAAAGUGUUAAAAAAGUUGAAUACAUUGGGAAAGGAACACACACUGACUGUGCUAUCAAAAGGGGCCUUGAAGAAAUCCUUGUUGGGGGCUCGCACAUGAAUGAAAACAAAUAUCUCAUAGUGGUAACAGAUGGACAUCCCUUGGAAGGUUAUAAGGAACCUUGUGGAGGACUUGAAGACGCAGCUAAUGAAGCCAAACAUCAUGGUGUUAAAAUAUUUUCUGUUGCCAUUUCACCAAACCAUCUGGAAUCCCGCCUUGGUGUUAUUGCCUUUGAUCAAAAUUAUCGAAAGAACUUCACCGCUACAAGUGCCUCUGGACUUCCCAUUGAGGAGACAGAUCACACUAUAGAUACUAUCAUUGAUACCAUUAAAAUGAAUGGUGAGCAUGGGUGCUGCAGUUACGAGUGUCAGGCUCCCAGAGGACCUACUGGAGAUAUAGGUCCAGCUGGUGCUGACGGAGAGCACGGGAAACCAGGACUCCCAGGAGAUAAAGGACCACCUGGUGAUCCAGGAAGGCAAGGAGAUAUUGGACCUGAAGGGUACCAGGGAAUGAAGGGAGACCAAGGUGUCAGAGGAGAGAAGGGUUUCAGAGGCGGUAAAGGUGCAAAAGGUGAAAAGGGAAAAAGAGGAAUUGAUGGAAUUGAUGGGCAGAAGGGGGAUGAUGGAUUCCCUGGACUUUCUGGUUGCAAAGGAUCUCCUGGAUUUGAAGGAGAACCUGGAGGCCCUGGACCAAAAGGAGAUCCUGGCUCAUAUGGACCAAAAGGAGGCAAGGGUGAAGCUGGAACCCCAGGGAUUCCAGGCAGAUCUGGAAGUACUGGGAAUCAAGGUGAUAAGGGAGACCCAGGAGACAAUGGCCCACAAGGAGAGAAGGGCGAGUCUGGAGAUGAGGGGGAUGCUGGACCAGAUGGACCUCCUGGUGAACGGGGUGGACCUGGUGAACGUGGCCCUCCUGGAGUCUCUGGUGUACGUGGACUUAGAGGAGAUAAGGGUGAACCAGGACCACAAGGUGAACAAGGAAGAGACGGACAAGCUGGAUUGUCCGGCGAUCCAGGCGAAGGUGGACCUCAGGGACCAAAAGGAUACAGAGGUGAUGAAGGUCCUGCUGGACCAGAGGGAAAUAAAGGACCAAGAGGAGCUAAAGGAUUACCCGGCGAGCAGGGGCCUGCAGGAGACAGAGGGGAAGAUGGACCUCCAGGAGCAGGGACAGAUGGUUUCCCAGGAUUUCAGGGAUAUCCUGGAGCUCGUGGAGAACCCGGAUCUAAUGGUACUAAGGGAUAUCCUGGACCAAAAGGAGAUGAGGGAGAACCUGGAGACCCUGGUAAUGAUAAUCUCACUCCUGGCCCAGAUGGGGCUAAGGGAGCAAAAGGCUACAGAGGUUCAGAGGGACCACCGGGACUUCCAGGACCCCCAGGACCUCCAGGCCCAGAUGAGUGUGAGAUCCUGGACAUUAUAAUGAAAAUGUGUUCUUGCUGUGAUUGCAUCUGUGGUCCCAUUGAUGUACUGUUUGUGGUUGACAGUUCAGAGAGUAUCGGUCAUACCAAUUUCCAACUUGCUAAAGAAUUUAUUAUAAAAGUUAUUGAUCGUCUAAUACGAGAUGAACAUGUCAAUUUUGAAGCGGAUGACUCUCGGGUGGGUGUUGUGCAAUACAGUCAUGGAAACACUCAAGAAGCUGUUGCACUGAGAGAUGCAAACAUCCAAACCAUUGGACAGCUGAAGGAGGCAAUACAGAAUUUGAAGUGGAUCGCAGGUGGAACAUGGACUGGAGAAGCCCUGGCUUUCACUAAAGACAAUCUACUGAACAUGUUUUCUUCUAAAAAGAGAGUGGCACUUGUUCUGACAGAUGGCCAUUCUGAUGUCUUGAGGGACAAGACUCCACUCAAUACCCUUUGUGAAGUCACUCCGGUAAUCUCUGUGGGAGUGAGUGACAUUUUCCAGGCUGCUGCUAACCCAGACCAAAUAGAGACAAUUUCUUGUGGUGGGACAACAUACAGUGGAGGUCUGACCUUGCAGAAGUCAAACUUUGCUGAGCUUCUAGAUGAUCAUUUCCUGCAGAAUGUAACUGCUCAUAUCUGCAAAGAGAAGAAGUGCCCAGAUUAUACUUGCCCCAUUGAAUUUUUUGUUCCAGCUGAUAUCACACUGCUCGUGGACAGUUCUGCUAGUGUAGGAAGCCUGAACUUUCAGACUACCAAGAGCUUUAUAAAGCGUUUGGCACAACGUUUCCUGGAAGCUAAAAGUCCGUCAUUUGAUGCCGUACGUCUUUCUGUGGUGCAGUACAGUGGGACUGCCCAACAGAAGGUUGAAGUACAAUUCCUGGCUAAUUACACUGAGGUAGUUGAUGCAGUGGAUAAAAUGGAAUUCCUGAAUGGUGCCACAGAUGUAGGAGCUGCUUUGCGGACUGUAACAGAGCUUUAUCGUGAAGAUUCCCUACCAACAUCAAGCAAGAAGCUACUGCUGUUCUCUGAUGGAAAUACAAUUGCAGAAGGAACACUUCAGGAAGCAAUCCGGGACGCACAGGCUGCUGGUAUCGAAAUCUCUGUACUGUCUUUGGGAAACCGACCAAACGAAGCUAACCUGAAGAUACUGCUAACAGGUGCUCCUGUCCCUGAUCGUCAGCUCUUCCGUGUCCCUGAUUAUCCUUCUCUGCUUCGGGGCGUUCUGUACCAGACCAUCACCCGCAGAGUUUCCCUCAAUCCCAAACAAUAAGGGCACAGAGUAAACCUCCCUUCUCCUGACAGCACACAAAGCCUGAGAUUGUACAUCUCAGAAUUCCACUGAUGCAGUGUGCUGAGAUUAUAGUCAAAGAAAUUUAACCUUAUUCUUUGACUGUAAUCCCAUCCCAAUCCCUGCAGUCCCUCAAAAUCUUUCUUGGAUCCACAAAUGUAUUCUACGGUACAUCGUGUAUAGAGAUGAUCUGUACUGAAAUCACAUUUCAUCUCAAAUUUUUCUAAUGACUUUUUAAAAUGGCCGAUGUGAGGAAUUAUAAAUUAAAUUCAUGUUUUAGUGAUGCUGAACACCCAUUUUCCACAGUAUGCAACCUGAUUUGGAAGGUUACAUUAAUAAUACAUUGCAGUUAUCAGAAUGCUAAUUUAGCAUUCUCUACCUUUAGAAUUAAAAGUUCCCAACAAGGGUGCAUUUUGUAUUUCCUUCUCAAACUUUGUUGUGUGUAUUUUUUUAAUGAAUAAACACACAUGCUUGUGCCUUGUUAAAAACUAGUUAAGGAUAGCAACCACUGUACCAUUUGAUGCCCAUUAUUUUAUUGAUAAUAUUUUAGACAUCACCAUACCAUCGACCAUUUUUUUUCUUCUGCCAUUAUUUCUAGAAAUGGGGAGAUGAGAAUAGAGGGGUUUUGUUGUAAGUGAGAAAAAUAUCAUUGAUUUGAGGUUAUGUUCAUUCCAAUGAGGUAAAAGUAGGUGCUGUAGGCAUAUAAAAACUACCAGAUUAAC
Molecule: messenger RNA, 4005 nt
Organism: Pelobates fuscus (common spadefoot toad)
Lineage: Eukaryota; Metazoa; Chordata; Amphibia; Anura; Pelobatidae
Gene: COL6A1
Product: collagen type VI alpha 1 chain
Exons: 35
Coding region: 140-3265 (1041 amino acids)
Source: RefSeq, a predicted model, not a curated record